This is a messenger RNA of Fusarium proliferatum ET1, 708 nucleotides long. Its product is annotated as putative ubiquinol-cytochrome-c reductase Rieske iron-sulfur protein. The transcript has 4 exons. Gene Ontology annotation, cellular component: membrane. Gene Ontology annotation, biological process: mitochondrial electron transport, ubiquinol to cytochrome c. Gene Ontology annotation, molecular function: 2 iron, 2 sulfur cluster binding; quinol-cytochrome-c reductase activity. The record is from RefSeq and is a predicted model, not a curated record. Bases 1 to 708 code for a protein of 235 amino acids. NCBI's taxonomy places the organism in Eukaryota, Fungi, Ascomycota, Sordariomycetes, Hypocreales, Nectriaceae.
AUGGCGACCCUCGCGACCGCUUCUCGUCUCUGCUUGCGCACGGCUGCAAAGCCCGCCGUCCCUGCUGUGCGCGCCCUCAGCACCACCGCCGUUCGAACCGACAGCGCGUCCGCCUCCGGAUACUCCAGCCCUUUCAAGUUCCAGGGUGAGAGCAAGGGCGCUCAGAUUCCCAACUUUGGAAAAUAUGUCUCCUCCGGCGGCGAGACAAAGAACAAGCUCUACUCGUACUUCAUGGUCGGUGCCCUCGGUGCCGUCAGUGCUGCUGGAGCCAAGAGCACAGUUCAGGAGUUCCUGGUCAACAUGUCUGCUUCCGCCGACGUUCUGGCCAUGGCCAAGGUUGAGGUUGAUCUGAGCUCUAUCCCCGAGGGCAAGAACGUUAUCAUCAAGUGGCGAGGCAAGCCCGUCUUCAUCCGACACCGAACCCAGGACGAGAUCGACCAGGCAAACAAGGUCAACAUCUCUGCUCUUCGAGAUCCCGAGGAGGACAGCGCCCGUGUCAAGAACCCUGAGUGGCUUAUCAUGUUGGGUGUCUGCACCCACUUGGGUUGUGUCCCCAUUGGUGAGGCCGGUGACUACGGCGGUUGGUUCUGCCCUUGCCACGGUUCUCACUACGAUAUCUCCGGCCGAAUAAGGAAGGGUCCUGCCCCUCUCAACCUCGAGAUUCCCGAGUACGAUUUCCCCGAGGAUGGCAAGCUGGUCGUCGGUUAA